Molecule: messenger RNA, 3095 nt
Organism: Abrus precatorius (Indian licorice)
Lineage: Eukaryota; Viridiplantae; Streptophyta; Magnoliopsida; Fabales; Fabaceae
Exons: 7
Coding region: 478-2019 (513 amino acids)
Biological process (GO): chromatin remodeling
Molecular function (GO): zinc ion binding
Source: RefSeq, a predicted model, not a curated record
ACAUGGCUCUAAGUCACAUAUAAAUUUGUGCAAGGUUGUUCAAAUCAAAGAAGAGCACAAGGGACAAUCCUAUACAAUUGAAUGGGGAGAAAGGUGCAUCCCUUGGAUUCAAAAUAAUUUUGUGGCAAGGUUUGUGUGUUUUGGGAAGAAGCAGGUUUUGGAACAAGAACGAUCAAGAAACAGAAAGGGUUAUUGGGUCUUGAAGGUCUUGAAGGUCUUGGGCAUUUAAGAUUUCAAUGCCUUGCCUUGCCUUGCCUUGCCUCCUAUAUAGUUAUGAAGGGAAGGGACACUCUUAAAACCUAUUUGUGUGUUCGGACACGGCACUCUUUGGCUCUCAAGUCUCAACUCUCAACUCAAUGCAACCCCUUCGCCCGCUCCUUUCUGAUCCGAUUGGGUGGCCAUUAGUGUGUUGACUGGAUGAGAUUGAUAGACACGCUUCCAACGGUUCAAUAAUUUGAAGAAUGGAAACUCUGUUAUAUGGACUCUUUCUCUUUGGGGCUCUCUAGCAAUAUACUACAUAUUUUGUUUCUGAAUUUGAUUCAGGUGAUAAUGUUAAUAAAAAGUUCUUUUCUUAGUUCAGUUGAAGCUGGUCUAUGUUAUGUAUCUGAUGAUGGGAAAGAUGUUCCAUGUGAUCGGAUGCCUAGUGGUGAAACUUGGCAGGUGUGUCUGAAAUGCAGUAAGUACCCUGUUAACUGGUGUAGAAAAGCUGAACCAAUGGAAGAAGAUAGAAGGAACGCUGAUGAUCCCAACAGCUCAAGUUGUCCAAUUAGCUCUGGUCGGCCAUCAACUAAUAGUAUGAUGACAGAAAAUACUGCACCUAAUAUGGUCUACAGGAGAAAGAAGCUGCGUAAGGGCCCAAUGUCUAAGCUAGGGCCAAUUAAUGUGCAGGGAAGUGCCAACAGCCCUUCAGUUAUAAGUUCCUCUGCACAUUUGUCAUCAGCUGAGGAUCAGCCGGCUGGUCUUCAAGUUAAGCAUGACAUUGAAAUGGUUAAAGAUCUUACUGAGCCUUCUGUCUUAUUUGACAGAGUAUCCAAAGAUAGAACGCAUAAAAACUUAGGUAUUGACAGUGUAAAUGAUAGUUGCUCCUCUUCGAAGUCUAUUACAGAACUUGAUUCAGAUUCCAAUGAAACGGUGAUGGAUGAAGCUGGUGAAUGCUCCUCCUCCAGUGUAAUAGUCAUGGAUGCUACAAGGGAAGAGGGAACAGAAAAGGAUUUCUGCAUUAGUAUUUUAAGAAGCCAUGGACUUCUUAGAGAAAAUUCUACUGCAGAUAAUGUGGCUUCUGGGGAAGAUGCUGUCACCACUGGUAAUAGCUGUUGUUCCAGGGCAUGCAAAAUAUGUGGUCAUUUAGACAGUUCAUUGAACAUGCUUUUAUGUGAUCAGUGUGAAGAUGCAUAUCAUCCAUCUUGCUACAAUCCACGUUUGAAAAAAUUACCAAUUGAUGAAUGGUUUUGUCAUUCGUGUCUUAAAAAAAGGCAGAAAAUUCUCAAGGAGACAGUUAUCAGAUCACCAGGUAUCCACAAUGAAAUGGGAAAAAGUAGAACUUCCUCAGUUAAGGCUGAAUUGAAUCCCAUAGUGUUGAUGUUGCGGGACACAGAGCCACAUACUAGUGGUGUGCGGGUUGGUAAAGGUUUUCAAGCAGAAGUUCCUGACUGGUCAGGCCCAAUAAGAAGUGAUGAAGAUGUCCUUCCUGAACCAUUGGAAAUUAAUCCUUCAGAAUUUCCUAGUCUGCAGGGAGAGAAUACGAGAAAUCAAACUAGACUUAGUUCCAUUGGUAAUUGGCUUCAAUGUCGGGAGGUUAUAGAUAGAGCUAGCGGAGCUAUAUGUGGAAAAUGGCGCAGGGCUCCUCUUUUUGAAGUUCAAACUGAUGACUGGGAGUGCUUUUGUGCUAUCCAUUGGGAUCCAUCUCACGCUGAUUGUGCUGUACCUCAGGAGCUGGAAACGGAUCAAGUAAUGAAGCAACUGAAGUACAUAGAAAUGCUGCGGCCACGACUUGCUGCUAAACGGAAAAAAUCUGACUGAAGAAUCUAUAGUCGGGUGGGAAAGAUCUAUGUUUUGUUCUUGUAUAUUGUACAAUCUGUUAUACAAACCCAAAUUUAGAUGUUCCAUUCUGUUUUUAAGGCAUGAUAAUGGAUUUGGAAUAGUAUUUCAUAAUCGGGUUUUUAGAUUUUUUCAAUAUGUGUGGUUAUCGUAUAGCUUCUACUUGGUAGAAUGGAUCAUCAUAACCUCUGGGUAAGUUCGUCCAUCUCCAUGUCGUAUUAAGGAUCUAUUUGAUUUGAUCGUCAUGGAGUUACUGCCAUAACAGUUAUUCAAGCUGCCAUUUUGGAAAUAAAAAUUUCAACUUUAUGUCCUUGCUGAGUUCAAAUUCAAGAUGAAAAAUGAGUUCAAAUUGAGGAUUAAUAGCCUUUUUGAGCCAAAGGAAAUCUGACAACCACCUAAUACACGAGGUUAUCCAGAAUAAUGCUAAAUGUACACACUCAAGCUAGAAUGUUAGGUAAGUUUUCGUCUUUUGUGUGCGUGUGUUAUAGAUGUGGGGGAUCAGACUCGUCUGGUUGCUUAAACAGUACACAUGAAAAAUUUCCUCUCCACCAGUGACUACCAAUCUCUGAUGUUCAAUUCUCAGAGGUUCACUAUAAUCUAAACUUUUAAACAAUACUAAGCCCCGAGUUAAAUGAGACAGCAGUAGCCUCCACUUUACGUUUAUUCCCGCAAAAGAUUAGCAUAAGAAAACCGAAUAAAUAUGUAUUAACUACAUCAAAGUAUUCUCCAUUAAUGGCUUACAAGUUAAUCCUUAUACAUAAAACCCGCAGCACGUUAAUCUAAGUAAAAAUAUUUGCACCACUUUUCUUAUUAUUCUCAUUACCCAUUUUUUGGUGAACUCAUUUAAUUUUCUGAAGCUAUAUAUAAUCAUUUCCAAAAAAACUUUUCUGGAUGUGAUUUGUAAAUGACUUUCUCAAAAGUACCAAAUCGCUUCUGGAUUAAUUUCUAAAGGUAACUUUAAAUGACUUUUAAAUUUCUGCUUCUGAAAGGAAUAGAAUCACUUUUAAAAAUAAAAUUUUGGAAGUCAUUUGAAAAUCGCAUCCACAAUAUAUUAAAUU